UGAAUGGUCCCUUGGCUCGCCAUUCCAGCACAUAUUCGCCGCAGUUUGAUCUUCACUAUAACAGCAGAGAAGAGAGACGUGUGAUUUGGUGAUAAAUUUUGUCUGCUCAAAUUUCAAAAAUUUAGAAAACUUGAAAAUUUUGUGAUCGCCUGGACCUUUAUUGAAAUCGCCAACAUGUCGAAAUCGAAAGGCAUCGGGCUUUCUGGACUGAGCUGGUCUAGUGCUAAGAAGCAUCCAGCUAUUUUACCCAUCUACGCCCUAAUGGCGGCUGGGGCCUUGUUGGCUGGAGGCUACAUCUUCCGUCUUGCUACCAGAAGCCCGGACGUUACAUGGAAUAGAAAAACCAACCCGGAACCUUGGAAUGAGUAUACUAACAAGCAAUAUAAGUUUGUCGCUUCUGGUCGCGACUACACGGAAGGAAGCCCUGCUCCCAAGUACAAGUAAAAAGCCGGAGAACAAUGGGAGUGGUGAAUGAAAUCAAAAUAUCUUGCAACGCAAUUCAAUCCAGCUAUGUUUCACCACCACCAUAGAAGCAGAAUAGUCCAUCAAGUUAGCUAGCAAAUUGAUUCAACUAUAAGAAUAUAUAAACUGUAAACUGCUAAUAGCGUAAAUCUAAAUCCUUGUUUUUCAAGUGGGAUAGCGUACCAAAUCCCUUGUAAUAUUUCGGAAUUAAAUUUUGUCCAGUCAGUCAUCCAGACAAUUAAAUUCCGACAAAAUAUGAGAAUAUAAUAAAUCCACCUGACACCUCA
Molecule: messenger RNA, 749 nt
Organism: Folsomia candida
Lineage: Eukaryota; Metazoa; Arthropoda; Collembola; Entomobryomorpha; Isotomidae
Gene: ND-MLRQ
Product: cytochrome c oxidase subunit NDUFA4
Exons: 5
Coding region: 175-444 (89 amino acids)
Source: RefSeq, a predicted model, not a curated record